CCAGAGGGGCGGGGCUCCGCGCGCGCACGUUCGCUGCCUGGCUCGCCCGCGCGGUCGGUCGGAGCGGCCUGAGGCCCAUGUGGAUCGACGGCGGAAGUCGCCCAACCGCCAGCCCCGAGUCGAGGUCUCCGGCCCCCGGCAGCUAUGAAGGGUAGCCGGAUCGAACUGGGUGAUGUGACGCCACACAACAUUAAACAACUGAAGAGAUUAAAUCAAGUCAUCUUUCCUGUCAGCUACAACGACAAAUUCUACAAGGAUGUAUUAGAAGUUGGCGAGCUCGCCAAAUUGGCCUAUUUCAAUGAUAUUGCAGUGGGUGCAGUUUGCUGUAGAGUAGAUCAUUCUCAGAAUCAGAAAAGACUGUACAUCAUGACACUUGGAUGUCUGGCCCCUUAUCGAAGAUUGGGAAUAGGAACUAAAAUGUUGAAUCAUGUGUUAAACAUCUGUGAAAAAGAUGGCACCUUUGACAAUAUCUAUCUACAUGUCCAGAUUAGCAAUGAAUCAGCAAUUGACUUCUACAGAAAAUUUGGGUUUGAGAUCAUUGAAACGAAGAAGAACUACUACAAGAGGAUAGAGCCAGCAGAUGCUCAUGUGUUGCAGAAAAAUCUCAAAGUCUCUUGUCUUGGCCAGAACACAGAUGUGCAAAAGUCUGACAACUGAACAAAACGGAAUGAACGCUUUCUUGCACUUUCUUAGCACCAAAUAAGGAAAGAGAGGCCUGAUGUUUUUGGUUUUUUCCAUUAUCCUAAUAUGUCCUGUAUCCUCUCCAACAAAUUAAUAUGUUCCCAAGGAUUGUCAAAUUGUGUGUUUUGCAUUUGAUAGCUGCUCUUUGCAUUCUUUGGGAUGGAAAUAAACAGUUCUAGCUGGGAGGGUCUUCUGUUAAUUUUCCAAAGGUCAGCUUUUCUUCAGUGCAUGUGAUUCUCAUGCAUUUUCAUUGAAGAGGAAAAUAUAAGCAAUACCUUGUGUCCAGGCUCCUAAUACCAUACUACAACUUUUUUAAAAUGGAGGCUGUUUCUCUCCUUUUGCGAACUUGGUUUAGUGGCUUUUUGCCUUUACUUUUUUGACCAUGCAUCCAACAGUCAAUCAGCUGAUUCACAGCUUUUGAACUGCCAUUUCUCCAUUGAGACAAAGUAGCUGACAAGAUUCAUCUUUCUGAUUUGUCAGCAUUGUAAUUUUCCACCCCUUGGCUCAUUGUUCCUUGACUGGUGUAAGAGAGGAUUCAAAGUAGUUCAGCAUCGUCUCCAACUUCUAUUCAUUAUAGUUUUCCACUGGCAACAGAACACACCUUGGCUCUGGCAACAGUGGAGUAAGGCAAGCGGUUAAGAUUACUAAAGAACCUCAGUUUGUGUUUCUUUAAAAUUGUGGGGCGGGGGUGGGUGUGGGGAGAUUUGCCCUGGAAAUGGCUCUGUUGGUUUGGACUGUUUGCUUGCUUGCUAAGUCUGUUCUCUGCUUAUUAAAAAAAAGACGGUUAAAACUUCCUUUAUCUACAUUUUACAAGACUUGGCAAUAUAUUCUGGGGGAAUGUUACGGAAUAACAGAAUGAAGGGUUGGUGGGACAUUGUAAAGGUUCAGAAAAGACCAGGCCUUCUAAUAUUGUAAUGUAAGAACUGUAGCCUACUUUAUUGAGCUCUUGCUUUGUGUUUUGUUAUGCUUUUGUUGGCAAUUUCAUUUUGCGCUUUUAGCAUUCAUUACAAUGAUACCAGCUUAACUUUACAAUUCUUCUUUUCAUCUGGGGAAAUGUACAUGGGGAGAUUUGGGAGGAACCUGCCCCAUCACCUGAAUCAAUAUUAAACUGUAACUCUUUCCUGGUUUUGAA
Anolis sagrei ordinatus is the source of this 1813-nucleotide messenger RNA. It is a transcript of the gene NAA50, whose product is annotated as N-alpha-acetyltransferase 50, NatE catalytic subunit. Lineage: Eukaryota; Metazoa; Chordata; Lepidosauria; Squamata; Anolidae. The record is from RefSeq and is a predicted model, not a curated record. Gene Ontology annotation, biological process: mitotic sister chromatid cohesion. Gene Ontology annotation, cellular component: NatA complex. Gene Ontology annotation, molecular function: N-acetyltransferase activity.